CACCGAGCCUGGCUCUACAGCAGGCGCGGGGGGUUGGGGUGGGGGAAAGGCCCAGGGCACAUGAUGCCGCCCCCAGCCCGCCCAGCACAUGACCCAAGCAGGCCGGCGGGGUCCUGGCACACCCGAGCCGCGUCGGUGAGGACAGUCCAUGGCCUCCCCGCGCCUGGGUAUCUUCUGCUGCCCCACGCGGGACGCGGCCACGCAGCUCGUGCUGAGCUUCCAGCCGCGGGCCUUCCACGCGCUCUGCCUGGGCAGCGGCGCGAUCCGCCUUGCACUGGGCCUUUUGCAGCUGCUGCCCGGCCGUCGAUCCGCGGGCCCCGGAAACCCCGCGACGUCCCCGCCGGCCUCCGUCCGCAUCCUGCGCGCUGCCGCUGCCUGCGACCUCAUCGGCUGCCUGGGUAUCAUGAUCCGGUCAACCGUGUGGUUAGGAUUCCCAAAUUUUGUAGACAGCAUCUCGGAUGUGAACAGCACGGACAUUUGGUCGACUGCUUUCUGUGUGGGGAGUGCGAUGUGGAUCCAGCUGUUGUACAGCGCCUGCUUCUGGUGGCUGUUUUGCUAUGCGGUGGAUGCGUAUUUGGUGAUCCGGAGAUCGGCAGGACUGAGCACCAUCCUGCUGUACCACAUCAUGGCGUGGGGUCUGGCCACCCUGCUCUGCAUGGAGGGAGCCGCCAUGCUCUACUACCCUUCCGUGUCCAGGUGUGAGCGGGGUCUGGACCACGCCAUCCCCCACUAUGUCACCAUGUACCUGCCCCUGCUGCUGGUUCUCGUGGCCAACCCCAUCCUGUUCCAAAAGACAGUGACUGCAGUGGCCUCUUUACUGAAAGGAAGACAAGGCAUUUACACAGAGAACGAGAGAAGGAUGGGAGCCAUGAUCAAGAUCCGGUUUUUCAAAAUAAUGCUGGUUUUAAUUAUUUGUUGGUUGUCGAAUAUCAUCAAUGAAAGCCUUUUAUUCUAUCUUGAGAUGCAAACAGAUAUCAAUGGAGGUUCUUUGAAACCUGUCAGAACUGCAGCCAAGACCACAUGGUUUAUUAUGGGAAUCCUGAAUCCAGCCCAGGGAUUUCUCUUGUCUUUGGCCUUCUAUGGCUGGACAGGAUGCAGCCUGGGUUUUCAGUCUUCCAGGAAGGAGAUCCAGUGGGAAUCACUGACCACCUCAGCUGCUGAGGGGGCUUACCCAUCCCUAGCGGACUCCCUCGUGCCCCAUGAAAAUCCUGCUUCCAGGAAGGUGUCUCGUGUAGGUGGGCAGACUUCUGACGAAGCCCUGAGCAUGCUGUCUGAAGGUUCUGAUGCCAGCACAAUUGAAAUUCACACUGCAAAUGAAUCCUGCAACAAAAAUGAGGGUGACCCUAUUCUCCCAACCCAUGGAGACCUAUGAAGGGAAUAUGCUGGGGGUCCAGACCUCAUAUUCCUGACUCUACAAUUCUCAUUCUUUAGAACUGUGAUCUUACCUUCCCAUCACUGCACUGCCAACGCGUAGCAGCCCCUAAAUCUUGCUCUCAUUACCAGUUAGUGCUUCUUCCCUGUGAGCCUUUAGGAUAGGAGAAAUGAUUCAUGCACAUGCAUCUGGGAAUGGAAGAAGCCCCUCCACACCGCUCUGCAGCUUCUCUAGCCUCUUUGUUGCCACUAGGAAGUUUUCGGAGGCUGGCUGUAAAGUAAAUGUAAGGUCCAUGUCCUUGAGAAAGUAGUUAAAUAAAACAGUUGUGACUGA
Molecule: messenger RNA, 1705 nt
Organism: Saimiri boliviensis boliviensis (Bolivian squirrel monkey)
Lineage: Eukaryota; Metazoa; Chordata; Mammalia; Primates; Cebidae
Gene: GPR143
Product: G protein-coupled receptor 143
Biological process (GO): melanosome organization; regulation of calcium-mediated signaling; G protein-coupled receptor signaling pathway
Cellular component (GO): plasma membrane; melanosome membrane
Molecular function (GO): dopamine binding; L-DOPA receptor activity; L-DOPA binding
Source: RefSeq, a predicted model, not a curated record